This is a messenger RNA of Zymoseptoria tritici IPO323, 1443 nucleotides long. RefSeq lists its product as uncharacterized. The coding region runs from base 1 to 1443 and encodes 480 amino acids. Gene Ontology annotation, molecular function: transmembrane transporter activity. Gene Ontology annotation, cellular component: membrane. Gene Ontology annotation, biological process: transmembrane transport. Lineage: Eukaryota; Fungi; Ascomycota; Dothideomycetes; Mycosphaerellales; Mycosphaerellaceae. The transcript has 4 exons. The record is from RefSeq and is a predicted model, not a curated record.
AUGCGCCAGCUAGAGGAGAAAGAAGUCUCACCUGCGAAGAGAGAGCUCAUCCACGACCCAGAAGCAGAGGCACGAAUCAUCAAGAAGCUGGACUGGCAUAUCCUGCCGUGGAUAUUCAUUCUGUGGCUAUUGGCAUUCAUCGACAGGAGUAACAUAGGCAACGCCAAACUCGACGGCCUCAUCACCGACCUCAACUUGACGGGCAAUCGCUACAACAUCUCCCUCACCGUCUUCUACAUCCUCUACGUUCUCCUCGAUGUGCCCUCCAACUGGCUUCUGAAAAUCGUCGGAGGUGGACGCUACCUUCCCAUCCUCGCGAUGGCGUGGGGCGUCGUAGGAACCUGCAUGGGCUUCGUCAGCAACUUCGCCGGCUUGAUCGUCUGCCGUAUGCUCCUCGGAGCCUGCGAGGGCGGAAUGUUCGGUGGCAUCAUCUUGUACCUGUCCAUGUUCUACCCACGACACAAGUUGAUGUUCCGCCUGGGAAUCUUCUACUGUGCGGCGCCGCUUUCAGGAGCAUUCGGUGGGCUGCUAGCCACCGGACUGGCGCAAAUCGAGUUUCACGGUUACGACAAGUGGCCGUGGAUAUUCUUCGUCGAGGGCGCGGUAACGAUCUGUGUUGCGGCCGUGGCAUUCUUCUUCCUGCCGGAUACUCCUGGAUCUGCGAAGUUUCUGACCGAGGAGGAGCAGUGGCAGACCGUGCAUCGGCUGAGCGAUGAUCUUGGAGGAUCAACGACGCAUGCUGGUGUUGAGCAUGAGCGUUUCAAUUGGCAAGAAGUCCGCUUCGCCCUCCUCAACGUCAACACCCUCGCCAUGUCCCUCAACUUCUUCCUCAUCCUCGUCCCGAUCUACAGCUACUCCCUCUUCCUUCCCUCCAUCAUCAAAGGCCUAGGCUACACCAACGUCACUGCUCAACUCUUCACCGUGCCACCCAACUUCCUCGCCUUCCUUUCCGUCAUCCUCUUCGCCUGGACCUCCGACCGCAUCAAAAUGCGUGGGCCACUGAUCCUGGUCGGCCUUACCCUCGCGGCGGUGGGCUACAUCAUGCAGAUCGCAAGCACGGGCAAUGGAUUCAAGUACGCGGGCACGUUUUUUGUGGCUGUGGGAGCGUUUCCUUGUAGUCCGCUGGUGCUGGCUUGGCUGUCCAAUAAUCUGGCGCCUCAUACGACGAAGGCGACGGGGUUGGGAUUUCAGGUUGCGGUGGGGAAUUGCGGCGCUUUCGUAGCGACGUGGACGUACCUUUCAACUGAUGCUCCGAAGUACACGACCGGUCAUGCGAUCAAUCUCGGCGCGAUCGGGUUGGCGAUGAUCGUGACAGCGGCGAACAUCUGGUACGUCAAAUUCGAGAACGCGGCGAGGCGAAACGGGAAUAGGGAUGGAAGGCUUCAAGAACAAGGAGGAAGUCAGCUGGGCUACCGACAUCCAAAGUUCGAGUACACUUCGUAG